CAAACAUAUGAAAACUUGCAGUCCAAUGAUCCAAAAACUGCACACAAAAAUGGAAUAGAAUGGAGGCUCUCUGAAAGAAUGCUUUGAUCGAAGUUAAUUAAUUUGUACACCUAAUAAUCUGUGAUAUUUCAAAUUUCGUAAUUAAGGAAAAAAACCAUACGACCAAGUAAUGAACGUCAUAAUAACCAGAAAAUGAGCAAUAAGAAAUUCGACAAACGUGCGUUAUGUCUUUAAAGUAAUUAUUAAGAAACAGCGCAUCGACUUCAUUUGCCAGUCUGAGUGAGAUAGCUCAAAGAACAGUUUGUAUGGUAUGUAUAAAACUGCGGCAUCUGUCUAGCGAAGUGGUUAGUUGUCUGAAACGUUUCCAAGAAAUAAUCGCAUUUCUCUUUGCCUCUAUAUUUUCACUCGGUUGUCAAAUCGUUGGACAAUCGUCAUCAAUAACAACAGUAGCGAUUCCUAUCUGUCGUAAGGUAAAUUAUUUUUAAAAUAGUUUGCAGUUACUGACUUCAAACUAUCGACGAGGAUGUCGAACUAUUUCGAGAUUCUGUGUGGUGUGGCGGCAUUGCUCAUUGCUGUCUACUACUAUGCCACGUCUACCUUCGAUUUUUGGAAAAAUCGUGGAGUGGUGGGUCCACGACCUCUACCCUACAUUGGCAAUAUCAAAGAAAUCUUGUUCGCGAGAAAAUCACUAGCUGAUUACACAAGAGAAAUUUACAUUGCCUAUAAAAACGAACCGAUGGUUGGUUUGUACUCGAGAAGAUCACCUGUGCUUUUGCUGCGUGAUCCAAAGCUCAUCAAAAACGUUCUUAUCACGGACUUCCCUAAUUUUACAGGUCGAGGAACCAUAAUUAACGAAAAGGUGGAACCACUAUCGGCGAAUCUGUUCUUCUUGGAAGAGGAACGAUGGCGACCACUAAGAAACCACCUCUCGCCGAUGUUUUCAUCCGGGAAACUGCGAGAGAUGUUCCAUCUCAUCGUCGAGUGCUCGCAAUACUUGGAGAAAUACCUGGAGGAAAACGUCGGGAGAACAGGGAUCAUCGAGUGCCAGGCGCUGGCAGCAAAAUACACUACCGACGUGAUCGGUAGUUGCGCCUUUGGUAUCGAGAGAAGCGCGUUGGAGAACGAAAACAGCGAGUUUCAUAAAAUUAGCAGAGAAGUGUUCGCCGUGAAUCUACGGAACUUCCUACAGCAGAAACUCAAAGAAUUCGUGCCAAUGUUGUACAAUCUGCUAGCGUUACUGCCACCUCAGAAUUUCGUGCUGGCCUUCAUGAAACUCGUGAGCGAAACGAUGAAGUACAGAAGGGAGAACAACAUUGCCAGGCCGGACUUCAUGAAACUGCUGAUGGAUCUUCAGAAGAAUCCAGACAAGUUGCAAAACAUCGAAUUUACAGAUACAAUGCUUACGGCGCAGUUAGGCAUAUUUUUCGCAGCCGGUUUUGUAGCUCCUUCCAUGGCCAUAAGCAACGCUCUUUACGAAUUAGCUCUGAAUCAAGACGUACAAGAUAAACUUCGCGAGGAAAUUGAGGAGUUCUGUGGCAAGAACAACGGAGAAUUGAAGUUCGACGACAUUAAGAAAAUGAAAUAUCUAGAUAAAGUAUUCAAAGAAACAUUAAGAAUGCAUUCAGCAUCAUCCGUCCUGAGAAGACGAGCACAAUCGAACUACACAUUCAAUGAUACGAAAGUUUCGAUACCCAAGGGGAUGAUGGUAUGGAUCCCAUUGUACGGGAUACAUUACGAUCCAAAUAUUUAUCCGAAUCCUAAGAAAUUCGAUCCCGAAAGGUUCAACGAAGAUGCUGUGGCUGCUCGACAUCGCAUGCAUUAUUUGCCAUUUGGCGAUGGGCCAAGAAAUUGCAUCGGUGGACGUUUCGCAGUUUAUCAGACCAGAGUCGGACUAAUCACGAUUCUCCGCAAUUACAAAAUAGACAUCUGCGACAAGACAAUAAUUCCCUACAAAAUCAACCCAUAUUCAAUGUUACCGGUACCGAAAGGAACAUAUUUGAAAAUGACGAAAAUACCAAGGGAAUGUAAAGUCGUUUCUUAACCCUAUUCGUCAAUCAAUGUAAAUUUAUCCAAAUUUCAUCUUGAAAAUUUAGCUCAAGACCAACUUAUAAAUAAUCGAUUCUAGUUAAAAAACGUGAGCAUUUGUGGUCCUAUUAUCUCGAUUGAAAUCGUUCGAAUAAUUUGUCCCUUUGAAUUGUUUACUUUUUUAUUUCUUCUAUUGGCAAUUUACAUAUUUAAUCUAUCUUCUUCGUGAAAUUUUGAACGGACACUUUCGUAUCGUCCACAUCUUGUUUUCUUUUAUAUCAUUUUGUAGCAUUUGUAUUCAGAGUCAUGUGGAAUUUGGAUAAUAUUAAAGACAAUGUACAUGAAUAAAAUUGUUGCUUAUGUUGUACCUAUA
Messenger RNA from Frieseomelitta varia, 2398 nucleotides. RefSeq names its product cytochrome P450 6A1-like. Gene Ontology annotation, molecular function: heme binding; iron ion binding; oxidoreductase activity, acting on paired donors, with incorporation or reduction of molecular oxygen. Lineage: Eukaryota; Metazoa; Arthropoda; Insecta; Hymenoptera; Apidae. The coding region runs from base 524 to 2041 and encodes 505 amino acids. The record is from RefSeq and is a predicted model, not a curated record. The transcript has 6 exons.